UCAAGAUUCCCAUACACCAAUUUUCAUCUUCACAAAAUCAUUUACCUCCUAUAAAUAUGCAUCAUUAUUCUCACUCACAAAACCCAAACCCUUCAAUUUUCUUCUUUUUUCCAUUUCCAUGGCUUUCACAACCAUGCCUUCUUCACUCACAAACUCCACUUCUUCCCCAACUAUGCUUCUUCCUCCCAUCUCUCAUCAUAUCAAUCAUAUUUUACCUCCAAAUAAACUCAUCGUCAAUAAACCCAAACGCAAACUCCUACACUUAACCGUUGCAAAUGUUGCAAGUCCUUCAUUACCCAUGAUUACCCCACCAACACCGGAGGAACAACGCUCUGGAACCACCGCCGGCCGCCACCACCACCACCAUGUUGCAUGGACUAGUAUCUUGCAGGAGAACUGGGAAGGAGAGUUACAAGUUGAAGGGCAUAUACCACCAUGGCUUAAUGGAACGUACCUGAGGAAUGGGCCUGGGAUGUGGCACAUAGGAGACUAUGACUUCCGACACCUCUUCGACGGUUACGCCACGGUGGUGAAGCUACGACUCCAGGAAGGCCGGUUAUUCGCCGGCCACCGUCAACUUGAAUCGGAGGCGUACCGAGCGGCGAAGAAGAAUCAGAAGAUAUGCUACCGGGAGUUUUCGGAAGUGCCAAAGGCGGCGAAUUUCCUGGCGUAUGUGGGGGAGCUGGCGAGCCUGUUCUCCGGCGCGUCGCUGACGGACAACGCGAACACCGGGGUGGUGAAGCUUGGCGACGGGAGGGUGGUGUGUCUGACGGAGACGCAGAAGGGGUCGAUUGUGAUUGACCCUGAGACGCUGGAAACGGUGGGGAAGUUCGAGUACAGUGACUCGUUGGGGGGUCUGAUUCACUCUGCGCACCCCGUUGUGACGGAUAAGGAGUUUGUGACGUUGUUGCCGGAUUUGGUGAGAGCAGGGUACCUUGUGGUGAGGAUGGAGCCCGGUACCAAUGAGAGGAGGGUAAUUGGGCGGGUCAAUUGCCGGGGCGGGUCUUCACCCGGUUGGGUUCACUCUUUUCCUGUCACCGAACACUAUGUUGUUGUGCCCGAAAUGCCGUUGAGGUACUGUGCUCAGAAUCUGCUCAAGGCUGAGCCUACUCCUUUGUACAAGUUUGAGUGGCACCCUCAGUCUAAAGCUUUUAUGCAUGUCAUGUGCAAGACCAGUGGAAAUAUUGUGGCAAGUGUGGAAGUACCUCUGUUUGUUACUUUCCAUUUCAUUAAUGCUUAUGAGGAGGAAGACGAAGAUGGGAGGGUGACGGCCAUUAUUGCCGACUGUUGUGAGCAUAAUUCGGAUCCUACCAUUCUUGAUAGACUUAGGUUACAGAACCUUCGUUCUUUUAAUGGUGAAGAUGUUCUACCCGAUGCUAGGGUUGGACGGUUCAGAAUACCACUGGAUGGAAGUCCAUAUGGAGAACUAGAUGCAGCAUUGGACCCAAAUGAACAUGGGAAAGGCAUGGACAUGUGCAGCAUAAACCCUAAUAAUCUAGGAAAGAAAUACAGAUAUGCUUAUGCUUGUGGAGCACAGCGACCUUGUAACUUUCCCAACACACUCACCAAGCUUGAUUUAGAAUUGAAAAAGGCUACGAACUGGCAUGAAGAAGGUGCCGUACCCUCAGAACCAUUCUUUGUUGCACGACCAGGAGCAACAGAGGAAGAUGAUGGCGUGGUAAUCUCCAUUGUCAGCGAGAAAAAUGGAGAAGGGUAUGCGUUGCUGUUGGAUGGUUCCACUUUUGAAGAGAUUGCUAGGGCCAAGUUCCCUUAUGGACUUCCCUAUGGGUUGCAUGGAUGCUGGGUUCCAAAGGAGUAACAGCAUCACAGAAUAUUAUUUAGUAAUAUAAAAUCUGCUCAGAGAAAAUGACGCAACUGAAAGCAGUACACCUAUACAAUAUAUUAUGCAACCAUACUGGGUACAAGGGAUACUGAUCCUUAAGCGUGUAAUAUUAUUGUAUGUGUAUGAUAAGGUCGCAAUUAUGGAUUCGUCCUCUUCCCCUCAGCAUUUUGUACAUUGUACUGCAUGUAUUAUAUCAAUGAGUAAUCUCAUUUUUUUCUCA
Vigna umbellata (rice bean) is the source of this 2063-nucleotide messenger RNA. It is a transcript of the gene CCD8, whose product is annotated as carotenoid cleavage dioxygenase 8. Gene Ontology annotation, molecular function: carotenoid dioxygenase activity. Gene Ontology annotation, biological process: carotene catabolic process. NCBI's taxonomy places the organism in Eukaryota, Viridiplantae, Streptophyta, Magnoliopsida, Fabales, Fabaceae. Gene Ontology annotation, cellular component: chloroplast. The record is from RefSeq and is a predicted model, not a curated record.